UUGAAUUCGAAAGGGAAAAUGAAAAAGGAGACACGGAGUACUUACCUGGUGGGUCUGAUAAUUUUGAUCUCGCUCAGAUAAGCCAAUCAGGGAGCAGCAUUUCUAUAUAUGAUACGUCUCCUUACGGAACUCUACGAAAUUCUUCUACAUCAUCAGUUUCCUUCUUUGAUAGUUACUAUUACGACGAAUUUUUCACACAAGAUGAACGACGUGAAACUGCCGUUCUCAAUAUCGAUAUUGAUACUGUAAUUAACGCAGAGACAAGAUCAACUGAGCGCUCUGAAAGCUUGUUCAGACGAAUUUUGCAGUUCAUGGUGAGAUGCUUCAAUUACAUAUUUUUCCCCUUCGUGCAAGAUUGCUGCAAUAGCGCUUCAGAUAACGGUGAGAUUCUAAAUACUCAUUUCGAAGGUUCUACGUCUACUACCAACAGCUUCUCAAUGUUGGAUGAAUGCGAAUUUGGAAAUUACCGGUUGCAGCUAGCCGCUCAGGGAGACGCCGCAGACACCGACGAAGCUCUGAGACGCUGCAAUUGCACUACUACAUCCUACACAACACAUCUUAUCGUCAAUCGCAAACUCAUUACUCUCCUCUUCACGGUCAUUGCAGUCUUUGUCAUCAUUUUCUACCAAGCACAGAUUUGAUGAAUAUCGACUUGGAAUGGGAAGAGAAUGGACAGUAAUGAUUCUACAAUACGGAGUGCUCUUGUUUAAAUCAUACAACAGAAGCCAAAUUUAUUCAUGGAUACCAAAUCAUCUUGGAAAUAGAGCCUUCAGUGAUUCGAUAAGGUCGAGACAGAUCUGCGCUGAGAAAAAUAACCAAAUUAAUAACUAAAUCUAAUGGAAAAUUGAAACAAUAUAAAAACUUUUAGUACCCUUUAAUUAAAAACUUUAAAAUAUUUUAAUGACUAUAGUUUCGACCUUGGGUCAUUUUCAAGUUAAAAUUUAAAAAAUAAGCAAAUUGAUACUAGAUAAUAUGAACAUAUGCUUGAUAUUUGGAUAUAUUUAGGAAUAAUAAUUAUCUUUUUUAAACAUAUAUUAUUAAAUUACCUAUAAUAUAUCUCCUUUGACCUUAGCAAUCUUCAAUGAAAUAUAGGGCCUAUUUACAUUUUUUAAGCAAUAGUGUUGAUUAGCCAUUUCAUAAAAUCACUUUGCUUAUAUGGGCUACUUGAUUCAAAUAAAUACAAUGUAAAAACUUCUGGUAACCCUCUAUCAAAAACUUUAAAACUUUUUUUCUAAAUUUAAUAAUAUUCUCUCAAUUUCUCAAAAGAUAAGAUACAGAAUUAUACACAGCAUAUAUUACAGCGCCUAUAUUACAGCAUAUUCCUCUCAUGAAGAGUGAUUAAAGUGGAAUAAGGAAAUGAGAAAGAUACUUGAUUCUUUUUUAUGAAUAAUUCUUCACAAGCUUAAGUUUUUGAAUAUAUUACAGUGUACUUUGAAGCAAUAAUGUAACAAGAAUAAUAUUGAUAAGGUUGAGUUAGGUUUUUAGGUGUAAUAGAAUUAGGUUUGGUCAUGAUUAUAAUGAAAUGUAGUAGGCUUAUGAUUCACAUGAAUAUAAUGAAAAAAGUAAUGAUUUCUUAUCAAUAAUAAGUAUGAGCGCGUACCAUGAGUAUCAGUCAGAAAUGUAGUAGGCUAUUCUAUAUGCCACCUUUAUAUGUCUCUGUAGGUCAGUAUCAGUACCUAUUCUAUACUUAUAUGCUCAUAGUAUUUCUAUUUUGAUGCUUAGAGU
Molecule: messenger RNA, 1725 nt
Organism: Nilaparvata lugens (brown planthopper)
Lineage: Eukaryota; Metazoa; Arthropoda; Insecta; Hemiptera; Delphacidae
Exons: 2
Coding region: 312-641 (109 amino acids)
Source: RefSeq, a predicted model, not a curated record